AGAGUGAGCUGUUUAUGAGAAAGGCUGCUGUUAUUGUUCUCUCUCUCUCUUACUUGACAAAUAGUGUUAUUGCUCAUACUUAAUGUUAAAAGAGAAAAGAGGAAUACUAUUGGCACCUGUUUGCUGCAAGAUAUCUUUAUUUGAAGAAAAAGAAAUGCACAUGGGUGAGCCAAUCACAUGAGGCUUCCAUGUGCAGCAACCAAUCAGCAGCUUCUGAUUCAUUGAUCAUGAAAAGAUAUGGAGCUAUGAGGGCUUCUUUCAUCCAUCAAAGUUAUGAAGCUAUUACUAAAUUCAUCAUAUUUCCAUUGUCGUCAUACCAGGAUUUACAAAAUAAGUAAAGUUUGUCUCAUCUCCAUAUUUCUCUGCACUUUUUGCCUCUUCUCCCUGGACUGGGCCAAUAAAGUGAUAAACAUUAGCAGAUAUAUAAAGAACUGGAAACAUAUCACAAGUAAUAAAUCUAAUGCUCAACAGUGGGUCUGGAUAAAAAAUCAGAGUUUAAGUAUUACAGUGGUUGAAAAGCCUGAGGGUUACAUGGCAAGUAACUCAGCAAAAAGGACAGUGAAGGAAGUAUCAUCGUUACAAACGCCUUAUAGAUUCAUUGGCAAAGUGUGGAGUGAUAAUAUGUCAUCCAAAGACCUAAUAAAGAGACUGCAGGAAGUGAAGAAGAAUUACCAAAAAUGGAACAAAUAUAAAGUUACAUUUCAGGGUAAAAGAGGCCAGAAUCUUAGUCCCCAGGAAUUGCUUUGUCAGCUCAAACUUAGGGUGAAUAUGAGCACAAUUAAACGCUCAGAUCUUCCCUUCAAUACCUCCUCCUGGAGCCAGUACCUACCUACAAAGUCCUUGCCGGAUGCGGCUGGGGAACUGGGAACCUGUGCUGUUGUGUCUUCCGCAGGAUCCAUAAAAUCUUCAGCACUUGGUUCAGAGAUAGAUUCUCAUGAUGCCGUUUUAAGGUUUAAUGCAGCUCCUACCACUGGAUUUAGUGAUGAUGUAGGAUCAAAAACGUCAUUCCGUUUAGUCAAUUCACAGGUGGUUACCUUACCUGAACAUAAAUUAUUGGAAGACCCUCUCUAUAACUCAGGAAUAUUAAUCAUGUGGGAUCCCAAACCAUACAAAGCUGAUGUCCAUCAGUGGUCCAAUAGCCCAGAAUUUCAGUUCUUUGACCGGUACAGAGAAUAUUGUAAUAAGAAUCCCCUGCAGCCAUUUUAUAUACUGCACCCACAAAAUAUUUGGGAAUUGUGGAACAUAAUCCAAGAGAUCACGGUUGAAGAAAUACAUCCAAACCCUCCCUCUUCUGGCUUACUAGGAAUUCUGCUGAUGAUGAACCUAUGUGAUCAAGUAAAUGUUUAUGAGUUUCUGCCAUCUGAGCGUAAGACUGCUAUGUGCCACUACUACCAGAAGUAUCAGGAUCAUGCUUGCACAAUGGGGGGGUAUCAUCCUCUCAUAUAUGAAAAAAACCUGGUAAAGAAAAUCAAUCUAGGAAAUGAUGAAGACAUUUACUACCAUGGGAAAGUAUCAUUGCCAGGAUUCAGAGGAUUAAAGUGCUAGCACGUUUGCUAAAAACAACAAAGUGGAUCUAAAGGCCAAGCCCAUUAUUACUGUGAUUUACAUUUCAAAGAAACUGAAAAAGAAAUAAAUGGUACAAUAGGAUAUUUCUACCCAAAAGCUGAGAAUAUUUUCUAUGAAAAUUGAUACAUUUUGUUUGAUUUUAAAGGACCCACUUUUAAAUAUUUCAAAUAGUUUCCAGGAGAAAACAGAUCUAUAUUAUUGAAAUUUUAACCAAUUGGGCACUUGAACCAACAUUCUCUCCUACUUCUUUAUAGUGAGUAUUCAAAAUAAGCUCAUGCUUCUUUAGUGUAUCAAACAAAGAUUAUUUUUUAUUUUUUUAAUAUUGCUUUAUUUAAAAGUUUUUUAUUCAGAUAGAUUGUUUGACCUUUGACCUUUAUAACUAACCUCCUUUAUUUGAAUGUUGGACAACAUUCUUGGGGCUUGUUUAUAUUCCAUUUGUAAACUUUAUAACUUUGUAAUGACAAAUUAAUAUUUUUAUUAAAGUCUACAACUUAUGAGUUUUGUGCGCUAUAGGAAAUUUAACAAACGCAACAAAAGUUUUGUUAUUUAACCCUCUAUAGCACAGCAAUUACAAGUUUUGAAACAGCCGCCUUGUGCGUGCGAUAUGGUUGUGUUGAGCUCCAUACUGCACACAAUACAAGCGCUGUUUUGAUGUGCUCAUGCAUGCUUUCCCCAUAGACAUCAAUGGGAAGAGUGGGCUAAAAAAAAAACUAACACCUGCGAUCGCGGAAUAAAAAGCUCAGUAACGCAGCCCUAUUGAUGUCUAUUGAGAAAAAAAGUAACUUUUAAACCUAACACCCUAACAUAAACCCCACGUCUAAACACCCCUAAUUUUCCGCCCCUGACAUCACUGACACCUAUAUAAUGUUAUUAACCCCUAAUCUGCAGCUCUCGAUGUCUCCGCCACAAUACUGAAGUUAUUAACCCCUAUACCCCUGCGCACCAACAUCGCCCAGUCUAUAAUAAAUAUAUUAACCCCUAUUCCGCUGCUCCCCAACAUCGCCGCCACUAAAUAAAGUUAUUAACCCCUAAACCUCUGGCCUCCCACAUCACUACCACUAAAUAAACCUAUUAACCCCUAAACUGACAACACCCCACAUCGCAACAACCAAAAUUAAACUGUAUUAAUUCCUAAACCUAACCCUAACGUAACCCUAACACCCCCUAACUUUAACAUAAUUAAAAUAGAGCACAAUUAAAGUUACAAUUAUUAACUAAAUAAUAACUAUUUUAAACUAAAUACUUACUUACCUGUGAAGAUACAAUAUAACUAAUAGUUAUAUUGUUGCUAGCUUAGGUUUUAUUUUUAUUUCACAGGUAAAUUUGUAUUUAUUUUAACUAGGUAGACAAGUUAGUAAAUAGUAAGUUAUUAACUAUUUAAUAACUACCUAGUUAAAAUAAAUACAAACUUACCUGUGAAAUAAAACCUAAGCUGGCUUACACUAAAACCUAACAUUACAAAAAAUUAAAAACACUAAAAUUACAAAAAAUAAAAAAACUGCAAUUACAAAAAAUAACAAACGAAAUUAUACAAAAUAAUACAAAUUAUUCCUAUUCUAAUACCUUUUAAAAAAAUAAAAAACCCACCCCAAAAUAAAAAAGCCUAAUCUAUAAUAAACUACCAAGGGUCCUUAAAAGGGCCUUUUGUGGGCCCUUAAAAGGGCCUUUUGUAGUGCAUUGCCUUAAAGAUAACAGCUCUUUUCCUACAAAAGAAAAACAAACACCCCCUAACAGUAUACAAACCCCCACCCCCAAACCCACAAAAUAAUGUAAAACCUAAUCUACACAUUGCAUUGAAAAAAGCAUUUGUAUGGGCAUUGCCCUUAAAAGGGCAUUUAGCUCUCUUUCCUGUCCUUAAAAGGGCAUUCAGCUCUUUUAUGAAAUGCCCAAACACUAAUCUAAAAACCCCCCACCCCAAAACGAAAAAAAUAACAUUACACAAAAUAACAAACGAAUUAUCAAAAAUAAUAAAAAUUAUUCCUAUUCUAAUACCCAUUUAAAAAAAAAAAAAACACCCCAAAAUAAAAAAACGAAUCUAUAAUAAACUACCACUAGCCCUUAAAAAGGCCUUUUGUAGAGCAUUGCCCUAAGUUAAACAGCUCUUUUACCUAAAAAAAAAUUACAAAGACCCACUAACAUUACAAACCCCCACCCCCCCAACCCACAAAAUAAAAAAACUAUCUAAUAAAACUAAGCUACCAAUUGCCAUGAAAAGGGCAUUUGUAUGGACAUUGCCCUUAAAAGGGCAUUUAGCUCUUUUACGAAAAGACCAAACCCUAAACUAAAAAAAAAAAAACUAAAAAAGUUUAAAAAUCCUAACACUAACCCCCUAACAUCCACUUACAAUUGCUGAAGUCCCACUUGAAGGAUCUUCAUCCUGGCGGCUCCAUCUUCAUCCAGGCGGCAUCUUCUGUCUUCAUCCUGCGGAGCGGGUCCAUCCUGAAAACAUCUGGUGCGGAGCAUCCUCUUCUUAUGGUUGCCACCAU
Molecule: messenger RNA, 4052 nt
Organism: Bombina bombina (fire-bellied toad)
Lineage: Eukaryota; Metazoa; Chordata; Amphibia; Anura; Bombinatoridae
Gene: ST6GAL1
Product: ST6 beta-galactoside alpha-2,6-sialyltransferase 1
Exons: 7
Coding region: 274-1545 (423 amino acids)
Molecular function (GO): sialyltransferase activity
Source: RefSeq, a predicted model, not a curated record